Molecule: messenger RNA, 1263 nt
Organism: Cucurbita pepo subsp. pepo (vegetable marrow)
Lineage: Eukaryota; Viridiplantae; Streptophyta; Magnoliopsida; Cucurbitales; Cucurbitaceae
Product: triacylglycerol lipase 2
Biological process (GO): lipid metabolic process
Molecular function (GO): hydrolase activity, acting on ester bonds
Source: RefSeq, a predicted model, not a curated record
ACGGUGGAAAUGGCCUUCUUCCGGGGGUUUUCUGUUAUGAUGACGGCGGCGAUGGUGGUUCUCGGUGGUUGUUUCGGCGGAGGCCACGGUGGCGUCCUUGGUUCGCCGGAGGAAUUGGGCAUCUGUGCUUCUGCUGUUACCAUUCAUGGCUAUAUGUGCCAAGAAAUUCAGGUGACGACGAAAGAUGGAUAUAUUCUAAGCUUGCAGAGGAUCCCAGAAGGUCGCUAUGGAAGUGGCCGAGGUAUCAAGAAACCGCCCGUCAUCGUACAACAUGGUAUUCUUGUGGACGGGAUGUCAUGGCUUCUGAACUCGCCGGAGCAGAACCUACCAUUGAUUCUCGCCGAUAACGGCUUCGACGUUUGGAUUUCCAACACACGAGGGACUAAAUUCAGCCGCCGCCACACCGUCCUGAACCCCGCCGACCGGGAAUUCUGGAACUGGUCAUGGGACGAGCUCGCCGCCUAUGAACUCCCCGCCGUCUUCGACCAUGUUUCCCAACAAACUGGCCGGAAAAUCCACUACGUCGGCCAUUCUCUGGGGACGUUGAUAAUGCUAGCCUCGUUGUCGGAAGGGAGGCUGGUGAACCAGGUGCAAUCGGUGGGGCUUUUGAGCCCCAUCGCUUAUCUCAGCCAUAUGACCACCGCUGUCGGAGCCUUGGCCGCCCAAUCGCUCCUCGGCGAGAUUAUUGAGUCGUUGGGUAUUAUAGAAUUCAAUCCAAAAGGGAAAGCAGUGGAGAAAUUUGUCAAAUAUUUGUGUGCUUUUCCGGGAAUGAAUUGCUAUGACUUAUUACCUGCUAUUACUGGUGAUAAUUGUUGUCUCAAUUCAUCUACCGUUCGGCUCUUUCUCGAUAACGAACCGCAAUCAACGUCGACAAAGAACUUGGUCCACUUAGCUCAAAUUGUUAAGCAUGGAGUAUUGACGAAAUACAACUAUGACGGAAUAUACCUCAACUUGAAACACUAUGGAAAAAUCAAGCCGCCGAUGUACAACCUCUCCAACAUUCCCCAUGAUCUUGCCAUUUUCAUAAGCUAUGGCGGUCGAGAUGCCCUCUCUGACGUUGAAGACGUCAAUCAUCUCCUCGACCACUUCAAGUUUCACGACGUCGAUAAGCUCUACGUCCAGUUCAUCCAAAACUACGCCCAUGUAGAUUACGUCAUGGGCAUCAAUGCAAAUGAUAUGGUCUACAAACCUCUAAUUGCCUUCUUCAAGAAGAGAGUUCAUGUUAAUUUAUAUUGAUUUGAAUCCGAAAGAAUGACACAAAAA